UGCCUUUGUAUCUAAUGUCAGCCUGGUCGAUUGUGAAACCUAAAAUCGAUCCUCCUCCAUAUCCCGCUUCCGCUUCCGCUUCCGCUUCUUCCUAGAAAUGGAUCAGGUGCACUUAGCCAUCGGAGUGGCGAGCGUGGUGGCCAUGAUCGUGCUAUUGGCUAACUCAGUGUCGUGUAUUAGUGGCCGGGUGUCGGACCAAACCAGCGCCAAUAUCUCCAACCUAGUCACCCGCGGCGGACCUGUGGUGGACCAGCUGACCUCGGCCGAGGGGGAGCAGCCAAUCUUGGAGGGUGAUUACAUAAACGCCACUUGCUCGGCAGUCCAAAGCAUCGGAAGCAAAGCCUGCGCCGUCAUUGGACCACACCUGCCCCGACUGCCGAGCCUAAGGAAGCCCAGCGAAGAAGAUAAGGAUGUUGCCACGAAGAAGGAACCUGAACACCAAGAUGACACGCUGACGUGGGCGGAUCCCCCGGGAGAGGAGUAAUAGAGGCGACAGAAACCAAGGGCUUUCAUCUUUGAAAUCUCCAAAAUUUGUAGUAGUCCCAAGUAGGCGAUGGGUCUGAGACUUCACAUUUUUGUCGGCCCUUUGUAGUUCGAAAGCAUUGAGAUUCAGUCUAUUCCUGAAGUUCGGCUUGAACACAUCUCUUUCGCUUUCGUAGAAUAAAGAACAAAAAACUAUGAAAAAUUAA
Drosophila serrata is the source of this 689-nucleotide messenger RNA. RefSeq lists its product as uncharacterized. Lineage: Eukaryota; Metazoa; Arthropoda; Insecta; Diptera; Drosophilidae. The record is from RefSeq and is a predicted model, not a curated record.